Messenger RNA from Meriones unguiculatus (Mongolian gerbil), 5985 nucleotides. It is a transcript of the gene Pgpep1, whose product is annotated as pyroglutamyl-peptidase I. Gene Ontology annotation, molecular function: pyroglutamyl-peptidase activity. NCBI's taxonomy places the organism in Eukaryota, Metazoa, Chordata, Mammalia, Rodentia, Muridae. Bases 3432 to 3830 code for a protein of 132 amino acids. The record is from RefSeq and is a predicted model, not a curated record. The transcript is spliced from 4 exons. Gene Ontology annotation, biological process: proteolysis. Gene Ontology annotation, cellular component: cytosol.
AGUGUCUUUCCAUGUGUUUAAAAACAGAGCAAACAUCUCAGAUGCAAAUCGAUUCUUGGGUGCUUUUUAUUUAUUUUUAUUUUUUGACUAUUUUUGUAAGCUAAGAUCUCAUUGUAUAGCCCAGGCUAACUUCAAGCUCAUGAUCCUCCUGCCUCAGCAUGCUCUAAGUACUAGAACCAUACCAUUGGCUUGCUGUUGUGGUGCACACCUUUAGUCCCAGCAGUCUGGAGGUCUGUGAGUUCAAGGCCAGUGUGGUCUACAAAGAGAGUUCCAGGCCAGCCAGGGUUCCACACUGAGACCCUGGCUAAAACAAAACAAACUAACUUGAGAAGUUUGGGGUGUCCUGGCCAGCCACUACUCCUGCUGAGGCUGGGGAGCAGAUGGGCACGCUGGGCGAGGGCCCAGCCCUGGGAAGGAGGCAGUGCCCUCGGCCUCAGCUUCUGUGCUGGGAGCCUGCAGUGGGGGCGGGGAGGGCCUGCAAGAGCCCCAUCCAGGGAGCCACCCUACUAACUUGUGUUUCCUGGCCAGAUGGGACAUCGAGACAGACAGGCUAGGGAACAAUUGAGUGGAGAGAGACAGACGUUUGAUUCUUCGAUAAAUCAGCUGGAGAGAUGGCAGCCGGGCCCGGAUUAAUUUUAGCCCAUUAGCCCUGUGAUUUAAGGGUUCCCUCCUCUCAUCCCCCCCCAUCAGCCUGUCACCCUCCCUCACUGCCACGGCCCCUUUUCUUUCCCACCUGCACUCUGCAAGCCGGACGGAGGACCCCAGGGUCCCCAGGACCUUGCAGAUGGGAGUGUGACUGGGGCCCCUACUUGCACACCCGCUCCCUGGAGCCCCAGACAAAAAGAACCAGUGUGUCUCUGAAGACUUGUGUGUCUGGCUUUGUGCAAGUUACAGAAGGGAGGCUUCACGGGCCGAGUGGACACAAAGCCAGUGUCUGGAUUCCUGGGCCCCAGACAACACCAUCUGCAUGUAAAUGGGAAGGAAAAAUCAAUUAAACAAUCUUUGGGAAUUCCCUUGGAGCUUUGGGGCGCCAAGGGGGAACUUGUGCUGCACAGAGAUCCAGGCUGUUCCUCAUCUCACUCCUUGAACUUUUCCACUUCUUUAUGCAUUUCUUCAUUGUGUGGAACCGCAUGCAUGUGGAGAUCAGAGGGCAGCUCGCUGCGCUGGCGUCUCUCCUCCCACGAAGUGGUCCUCAGGAUGGGUCCUGGCUUGCCAGGCUGGGCCACAAGCUCCACUGCCCUGGAGCUGUCUCCCCAGACCUUACUGUUUUGUUGCUGUUUUGUUUUGUUUUUUAAGGCUUGAGACAGGGUUUCAUCCUGGCUGACCUUGAGGUCCCAAUCCUCCUGCCUCCGCCUCCCCAGCUCGGGGUGACAGGUGUGCACCAUCGUGCCUGCCUCCUUUGAUCGGUUGAUCAAACUGAUUGAUCAGUUUCCAGUCAGGACCUUACUCCAUAGUCUCGGCUGGCUUCAAACUAAAGGUGCUUCUCCUGCCUCAGUUUCCCGAAUGCUGGGAUCACAGAGGGCACUCUCCCUCCCAGCCUUUCUUUAUUUCCCCCCAGGUCUGGGGUGUCAAGGGCCAGGCAGGCUGCCUCUGGCUGGUUUCUGUAGGCUGUCCCUGAGCAGGCCACAGACAUGGUGACAUUCGGGGAUAAUUACUGCCACCACAAGUCUAGACAGACCUGCUAAGGGUACCAGCAAACAAAGAGGGCUUUGUGGAGGGGGCGAGGGAAUCAGUCAGAUGCAGUCCUGCCUGCUUUUGCAAUGGGGGCUUUUCAGGUAGGCGACCAGGGACAAUGCUGCAGCUGAGGCUCCUGCCUGGUGCUUUCCAGGCUGUUGGGUGUCAAGCCAGGAUGCAGGGAGUGCGAUUUGAGGCUCAUGGCCCCCUUCUUCAGGAGGGCUGGAAUCAGCUGUGCAGGGGAAAGGCAGAGGCAGGUGAAGGGUGACACCUCCUUCUGCCUGUCUGUCCCUGUCAGCCAUAGAGUCCCCAUAGGAAGCAGCUUAAAGGGCCUGUGUGUCCAGGAGGCUCCUGGCCUUCCCAGGGGCGGACAGUAGACACCUGCUUGCACCUGGGGCUUCCCGUGUGGAGCCCCGUGUUCCAGGCCGUUCAUCCUGUCCAUACCUGAGUCUGCCAACCGAGGGCGAGCCCUACCCAGGCAGACUCCAGCCGUUGAUUUGGUGUGCAUGGGUUUCUUUUGUCGGUUUUUUUGAGACAGAUUCCUCUGUGUAAUCCUGGCUAUUCUGGAACUCGCUGUGUAGACCAGGUUGAUCUUGACCAAGUGCUUCUCCUGGCCUUGUCUCCUGUGUGCUGGGAUUAAAGGUCUGUGCCACCAUACCAGACAUUUUGUUUGUUUUUUGAGACAAGGUCUCAAGUAGCCCAGGCUAGCCUCCAACUCACCAUCAGCCAAGGCUAACUUUGAAUUCCUGGGUCUUCUGCCUCAGCCUCACAAGUGCUGACAGGUGUGCACCUUCAUUAAUAUCCUGGUAUGUGUCUGUCCGUCCAGCUUGCUUCGGCUUGUGCCACACAUUUAGUGACUUCCAUCUGGAACAAUGUGGGUUCCGUGGGAACAGCACGAGCCUCUGUAGGCCGGGGCAGCCAUCCAUAGCAGCGCUGCCAGGUUCCCGAGGACCCCAGGGCCAUCACAGCUGUUCUCAAGCUGAGGUAACUAGCUUUGAUGGCUCACAGCUGCUCUUCCAGCACAGGGAGGCAACGGCAGGAGGAUUAGGAGGCCUAGAUGGCAUGAGAGAUAGUGACAUCCUGUUCAGAAACAAACGCAACUGUUUGCUAACAUAAGACUUAACUCUUUUUUUUUUUCUUUUGAGACAGUGUCACUCUCUCAGACUCCAUUGCAGGCAUGAUGGUGCUGCCAGCUUCAAAACCUGAAGUGCUGUGGUCCCCGGUGCUGAAGGCCGGUCACCUAUGGUGGCUUGAUAUGUGUGCCCAUGGGUGGGUGGCCUUGUCGUGCCCUGAGCACAUUCCUCAAGAGUUGUGAUGCUGGUGAAUAGUACUGGCUUCCUCUCUUGAUGCCUGGGCCCUGGCUUCAUUUCCUGCUCUUCUUAAGUACAGAUUUAUACCCUGAUUCAAAUAAAAUACACAGGAGUGGGAUCGCCGGGGCUCAUGGGAAACACUGAGAAAGGGUCUGGGUGAGAGGUUAUGGAGUGAUUUGUUUUACUUAUUAGUUGUUGUUUUUUUUUUUUCUUCUUUUGUGUUUUCAGGACAGGGUUUCUCUGUGUAGCCUCAAACUCACAGAGAUCUGCCUGCCUCUGCCUCGCAGAGUGCUGAGAUUAAAGGAGCUGGAGAAGCUGGGCCUUGGGGACAGCGUGGACCUGCAUGUGUACCAGAUCCCGGUGGAGUACCAGACGGUUCAGCGGCUCAUCCCCGCACUCUGGGAGAAGCACAGCCCACAGCUGGUGGUGCAUGUUGGUGUGUCCGGCAUGGCCACCACAGUGACACUGGAGAAAUGUGGACACAACAAGGGCUACAAAGGCCUGGAUAACUGCCGCUUCUGCCCCGGCUCACAGUGCUGCGUAGAGGACGGCCCGGAGAGCAUCGACUCCAUCAUCGACAUGGAUGCGGUGUGCAAACGGGUGACCACGCUGGGACUGGACGUGUCUGUCACCAUCUCCCAGGAUGCUGGCAGGUACCUAUGUGACUUUACCUACUACACCUCGCUCUACCAGGGCCGUGGCCGCUCAGCUUUUGUCCAUGUGCCCCCGCUGGGCAAGCCCUACAAUGCCGACCAGCUAGGCCGCGCACUGCGGGCCAUCAUUGAGGAGAUGCUAGGUGUCCUGGAGCAGGCGGAAGGGGACAUCGGCUGUUACCACCAGCACUGACAGCCAAGCACCCCUGGGUGCCGGGAGAAGGGACACAGCCGGGCCCAGGGAAGUCCUGAUACACGUCUGUCCCUCCUCCUGGCGGACCACAGGUGAAUGGACGCUCUGCCUGGAUAGCACCCUGUGUCUGGGGACACAGCUGCUGUGCCUGAGGCCAGGCGGGGGACUGCUGACCUGCGUGCCUGCCGGGCCGCACACUCUGCUUUUCCAGGUCUGUGAACAGGGAGUUGGAGCUUUCCCUGUGGCUGGGGUCUCAGAAGCACCAUAAAGAAGUCUGGCUCUAAUCCAUGUCCUCAACCCUGGAUGUCCCCGGCAAAGCCACCGGGGUUGGCUGCCUUUUCUCUCCUCUCUGUCUCUAAUCUCUGUUCCUGCCCAUCCCCCAUGUCAUUCCCCUCCUCUCCAGUGCUAGAUUAGUGAACAGAGUAAUUUAUAUUCCCAUUUUUAAAACUUCAGGCUUAGCCAACAAGUGUCUUUUCUUUCUCCUGGGGCCUCUUUUGCCUCCUGCCCCCCAAAAAUGCCAUCAUACUUUGGGUCUCCAUAGUGGGUCCCUUGUGCUCAGAAGAGCAGGCUGUUAUGGCCACCAAGAGCCUGGCCAAAGUGGCCUCUGGUGCCUGUGGGGAGCUGACCCUGACCUUCUUCUCUUGUUUUCUUUUUGAUUUUUUUUAGACUCUAAAAUUUAGAGUGUUUGUUGUCAUUUUUUGAGAUGGGGUCUCAGGUAGCCCAGGCUGGCCAUUUGAAUUUAUUCUGUAAGGAUCUGAGCUCCUGGUCCUCCAUCCUCCACCUGGGACCCUCACAGUGAACCAUUACCCAGCAUCAGUGCAUUUUCUCCAUCAUGACAUAGGCAGCGUCUAGUGUCCCUUGGGGACCUGGGGCCAGCAGCUACAGCCCAGGCCUGUCUCUGCACGUUGCAUCAGCCACAGGGACGUUCUGUAAGCUGUUUGGAAGUGUGCCUGGGACUCCAGCCAGCCUUUGUCUCCUACUGACUUUGAACUUCCAGGCUGAGAGGGGAGGGGCUGUCAGCAGGGGCUGGUUUUGACAUGUGACCUGGACUUGAUCCAAAACAAAAUGCAGUCUCUGCCACCGGAAGCCACAUACAUUUUGGCACUGCCUUCUGUUUUGUGGAGGGACAGAGGAAAGCCUCAAAGUCCCCAGGUGCAAUUGGAUGGAUCUUGAUUCUGGGUGACUUCUCAUCCCUGGAUCUUUUUGUUGUUUGUGAGACAGGGUCUUAUGUAGCCCAGGCUAGCCUCCACUGCACUGUGUCACUGAGGCUGACUUUGAACUCCUGACCCUCCUACCUCAGCCUGCCCAGUACAGGACAGAUGGCAUUCCUCUUGGGCCCGGCUACUUUUAAGCUCAAAUGUUGGCUGUUCCAAUGUGGUUUCCUCUUGCCACCGUCCUGUUGAUCUGUGUCUGGGCUUUCCCUGGUGCCACUUGCGGAUCUGGGUGCUGCGGGAUGACUUGCUGUCCCUGCAAAAACAACUGUGGGUUUAGGCCAGCAGUUUACAUAAACAGGGCUCUGCAGCCCCUGCCCUGCGCUAUCACCCCCCCCCCCCCCCGUGAGGGGAGCGCCCCCAGCUGAACGUGAGCAUGGUUCUUCUGCCUGUGGAGGCUCAGGAGUAAGAGUCCCCCAGAGCAGGGGGUUUUAUGCCAUGGAGACCAGGCAGGUGACCUGAUUCUCCUGCCUCAGCCUCCCCUGGCAUGACAGAGAUGCAGCGCUGUACCUGGCUUCUGUUCCCAUGUCUUUAUUUGGUCUUUGUGUUUUGAGGCAGGGUCUCUCUACCUGAACUCUGUAGCUCAGGCUGGCCUUCCAACUGUGGCAAUCCCCCUGCCGCAGAUGUCAUUGCCUGGCAAAUUAUCUUCAGGUGGCCGCCAGGCAGAUUCCUCAGAUCUCAGGCAGGACCCUGGAAGGGAGUCGGGUGUGUAGGAAGGCUGGGGAGGGCGCAGCCACUGCAAAACACAGCUCCAUCCUUCCUCACUUCACCUGUGCUGGGACCGUCAUGCCCUGCUGUUCGGAGACGGGACCUGCCCUCUUCACGGUGUGUGUGUGUGCAUUUUCUAAUUCCCGCUGCUGAGCUGAGGGGAUCUGGGACAGGAGGCUGGGCUCUUAUUUGUUUAUUUAGGCACCCAUUAAAUAAGCCUCUGCCCUGGCCCAAAA